Frieseomelitta varia is the source of this 2959-nucleotide messenger RNA. Its product is annotated as trehalase-like. Lineage: Eukaryota; Metazoa; Arthropoda; Insecta; Hymenoptera; Apidae. The record is from RefSeq and is a predicted model, not a curated record. The transcript is spliced from 11 exons. Gene Ontology annotation, molecular function: alpha,alpha-trehalase activity. Gene Ontology annotation, biological process: trehalose catabolic process. Bases 482 to 2230 code for a protein of 582 amino acids.
CGAGCACCGUCCGGCGUGCACAAAGGAUUCGGAAACUGUCGAUCUAUCGUCGAUUUUCCAUCGAUCUUCCUUGGGCAGGAUAACAAAGGAGCAAAGUGGCGCGAGCAGUCACUUUGUUCACUGGUCACUUUCGAGCGAGGAAGGAAGCUUUUUGCACCAGGAGGGUCGGACUGUCGCAGCGUGCCGCAACCGCGCGUGCAGCCAACUGUCAGCGGAAGGCCGAACGGUAGCGCGAUCGUUAGAAGCUGUGUUCGUAAGUGGCGCGCCACGCGUAUCAGUCGGUCGGCUGAUCGUCGAGCGAUUCGGCCGCGUGCUGUUGUUCCCGCUGGGUGAGAGAGAGACUACGGGGCUCGAGUUGGAAACGAGCUGCUGCUGGCGAGCAGUUGAACCAAGGCCCGAGGAGGUUCGAGGAGGUUUCGACGUCCAACACGAGGGCUGGCCCAGCAGCUGGCUGCUGCGAAACCCCUUCCAGGAAGCCGCGAUGCCAGCUGGACUUUUGAUCGUUGUCAGCGUCGUCGGUCUGAUCGCCGCCUUGACCGAUGCCGCCUCGAUCGGGCACGCUGCGCACGGCAUCAAGGCCACGGACUGCUACAGCGAGAUCUACUGCACCGGUGAACUGCUGAAGACCGUGCAGCUAGCUGGUAUCUUCAACGACAGCAAAAAGUUCGUCGAUCUUCAUCAGCUAAACGACCCCGAGAUAACUCUUUCCAACUUUCGCAGUUUGAUGAACGAAACGGGCAACAAACCGACGAGAAGCCAGGUGGCUCGGUACGUCGAGGAAAAUUUCAGCUCGUCGAAUGAGCUGCUAAACUGGACACUGCCUGAUUGGACGGAGAACCCUUCGGUCUUGAAGCGCAUCCACGAAACCAAGUAUCGUGAAUGGGCGAGAGCUCUGAACGGGGUUUGGAAGGAACUGGCGAGAAAGAUAAAUCCUGAAGUGGCCAAGCACCCGGAGAGGCACAGUCUGAUCUACGUGCAGAAUGGCUUCAUCGUUCCCGGUGGUCGUUUCAAAGAGUUUUAUUAUUGGGACAGUUACUGGGUGAUCGAAGGCCUGUUAUUAUCCGACAUGUAUCAAACUGCCAGGGGAAUGAUAGACAAUUUCUUAUACAUGGUGAAGAAAUAUGGGUUCAUACCGAACGGCGGUAGAAUUUAUUACCUCAUGAGGAGCCAACCGCCCUUGAUACAUCUCAUGGUCUCGAGAUACUUGGAGUUCACCAGGGACUACGAUUACCUGCGCACGAUUAUACCCACGCUGGAGAAAGAGUUUGCUUUCUGGCAAACGGAGAGGAUGAUCGAAGUGAAGAAGGAUGGGAGGGCGUACAAAAUGGGACAUUACAUCGUCAACAGCCCGAGGCCUCGGCCGGAAAGCUACAGGGAGGAUUACGAAAUGGCGCAACAACUUCCUGAAAAGUCGCGGAACUUUUUCUACAACAACAUAAAGGCAGGCGCCGAGAGUGGCUGGGACUUCUCGUACAGAUGGUGCAUUACCAACAACAAAAGCGAAAUGCCCAACUUGCUGAACAUCUCGACGCAGUACAUUAUACCUGUCGAUCUUAACGCGAUUCUGCAACAAAACGCCCGGCUCCUCAGCGAGUUCCACACAAUACUCGGUAACAGAGCGAAGUCGCAGUAUUACCUGAAGAUAGCCUCGCAGCUUCAAAUGGCCAUCGACAACGUCUUGUGGGACGACGAAGAAGGAGUAUGGUUCGAUUACGACAUGAAGACCAAAGAGCACAGGCGCAUGUUUUACCCCUCGAAUCUCGCGCCACUUUACACAAGAAGCUACAAUUACAUCCAACGCGACUAUUACGCUUUGUCCGCCGUGGCGUACCUCAAGUCGCAGAAUAUCGACAGUUUCUUCGGAGGUACACCCACAUCGCUGAAUCAAACGGGGGAACAAUGGGAUUUUCCAAACGCGUGGCCGCCAUUACAAUCGUUUAUCGUAAUGGGUCUCUACUGGACGGGGGUUAAAGAAGCGGUGGAGUUCUCCCACGAAUUGGCAUUUCGAUGGCUUGGUUCUAAUUACAUCGGCUAUAUGCAGACUGGCCAUAUGUUUGAGAAGUACGACUCGAUCAGGCCGGGGCAGGGCGGCGGCGGUGGGGAGUAUCUCGUGCAGACCGGGUUCGGAUGGACUAACGGCGUGAUCUUAGAGUUCCUCAACACCUUCCCCAACAUCAAGGUGAGGAAGGUUGCCUACGAGGGCGACACAGACAUGGAGAUCGAAGAAUAAAAGGCAACGGAUAUGUAUUCUAAUCGGACUGAGAAUUUUGACGUAGUUUCACUGGUGAUAAUGCAACGCAUUCGUAUUUUCCAACGAAUCUAGUCUCAUAACGGAAAAACAGGGCUGCGCGUUUUAUAAAACCCACUGUUUGUUCGAUACGAAUCAACAAAUGUAUAUUUUCUAAAAGAAUUUUUCUCUAGUUAUAUAUAUAUAUAUAUUUGUUUAUCACGGACUAAACACACCGACGAGGAUUUUUUAUAAAACGUCAGUACAAUACCAGAUGCUGUAAUAUAAUGCGGGAGGAAACUUAAUUGACAAUAGUUACUAAAUAUCAUAUUUAUUUAAUUAUCAUGUUUAACGUUUCUAAUCUGUUGGAACUUUGUCCAUUCAGAAUGUGUUAUUGAAUGUAUUAAGUGAUAAGAAUCGGAUAGAGUAAUUUACAAGUCUCGUGUUUAUAAGGGACGUUAAAAAAAGGUAAACCAAAUUUUAUGUAUCGAUCGACAUUUUAUCAGUUUCUAGUGUAACUAAAAUUUUCAAGAGGUUGAUGGAAAUUGAUAGAGAUUGACAUUUUGGAUGGAAAUUUUGAAGAACCAUUGUUGACGGUGUUCUGUAUUAAUUAUAUUUUUAGUUGAUAAAUACGUGCGCAUCGCGUGCACGAGAAACUAUGGGCACAAAAAACUAUAGUAAUUACGCGUGGAACUUGUCAGUAUUCUAAUUUUAACUUUAAGUUUAACGUUU